Molecule: messenger RNA, 2139 nt
Organism: Hirsutella rhossiliensis
Lineage: Eukaryota; Fungi; Ascomycota; Sordariomycetes; Hypocreales; Ophiocordycipitaceae
Product: protein phosphatase-1
Exons: 4
Coding region: 1-2139 (712 amino acids)
Source: RefSeq, a predicted model, not a curated record
AUGGUCCUGCGGCGAAGGAGGAUAAUGUAUAGGAGGUCACGAUAUGGGGAGAAGCCCAUCCGGACCAACAAGACGGUCUCGCGGCCCAAGGUUGAGCUCCCCGUGUCUCGGCGCCAGGAUGCUGUUACGCCAGGGCUGGCCGACGAGGCCUCUGCGCAGAACCUGGCGCCCCCUCCAAGCAUCGUGCACUAUGCCGCACCCAGUGCUACGACCUUGGCCGCCGACAACUAUCACAAAGUCGCGGCGCCCUCUAUCGUUUCAGCCACCGAGACGGUUGCCCUCGGCAAUCACGGGGAGCUCGUCUUCCCUCGUGCACCAACCGGCCGCGCCCACCGACAGUACAAGCUACUGAGAAGGCGACGGGAAAAGGCACAUGUGGCAUGGCUUCGUUCCUUCCCCGGCCUUGCUCCGUACGCGAGGCAUCUCAAACGGCGGUUCUUGGAUAGAUGGGUUGAAGGAGGCAAACUCUUCGCAGAGCUCAACUACAUGAUAUCGGAAGAACUCCACUGCAAAAUAUCGGAAACUAACGCCAAACUCCAGACCGGCCUGGUGUCAGACUGGAACGACUGCCUCAUGGCGGCUGGAGAGAUCAUCUGCCCCUUCUGCCUCUACGCCUUGCCGAGUCUCUCCGUCAGUGACGACAAGAAAUGGAGGGCCCAUGUUACCAACGACCUCGAUGCAUACGUGUGCUUAUUCGACGAGUGCGACCGUGAGGACGAGUACCUGAGCCACAUGAGAGAAGCCCACCCGAGCUCUUUCACAGAGCCGCAGCUUUGUGUGCUCGCCGAGAGGAAGGUCCAACCCCUGGGGCCCAUGUUUGAAUCUUACCCGCUCUGCGGCACCGUAGACGCUACGAGGAAUCUAGAAGAUCACAUCGUGGGCCACUUGAGGUUUCUCGCGCUGAAAUCUCUGCCGUCAUUUGAAGUCCAGGGAUCAGAGGGCUCCGAGGGGGAGCGAGGCUCCUCGGCUUCUAGGCCGGAAAGCAGAACCACAAUCAACAAGGAUCCCGAGAGGCACAUCAGGCCGACUUUCGACGAUCCCGACAGCAUCCCCACCUCGCAUCCUCACCAUCCAGGCUCACCAAGCCCUUAUACACCGUGGGGAGGAUACAGGGAGUACAUUGCUCAGCGCGUCGACGGAGCAGCGGCGCAGGACCGAAGCCAUGGGGUGAGCCACGCUGUUGAUUUUAUGCCGCCAAAUAAUCUCGUGAGCGAGCAAGGAGAGCAGUUCUUGUGGCACCAGGACCCAUCAAGCGACUUUGUUGACGAAUCAUUGUUCGAUGAGAUACAACCAGAGGACCGCAUUCGCUUCGAGUGGGGAUUUCUCACCGAGGCUGGCGAUGGGCAGCUCCAAGACCCCGAAAAUAAUGCCAUAACUCGAUCACUGCUCAAAAGUCGUCGAAAGAACGUGCGAACAUCUCUGUCAGUCUUCAAAUAUCGUCGACAGAAGGUGCCAGCAGUCUGCCAAGUGAAGACGAAUCCAGAUAUGGGGGAGACCGCCAACAAGGCACAUUGGUUGGCGGCGCAGGGCUUGACGAGACAGCAGACUCAAGAUCUGGAGAAUGACAGAGGCGAAGCGGCAACUGUUGACACACAGCAGCAAUCUGAAGGAGGUGAAACUCCCGGCCAGCACAUCCAACGUCUCAGGGCCAGGUCGGGCACACCCCCGAAGCAAGGCCAGGACUCUCUCAUCGACGCCUCGCCCGGGUUUCGCCCAUGGACACUUUCUCUCAGGCGCAGGUUGUUCCCGCGCCCGAUUCCAGACCAGGCCCCCCCCGGUGACGAACGUCCUACAGUUGGAAUCGAGGUGGUGGACCCGCCCCGGUCCAACACGCACGCCCGCCCGUCUUUGACAAGCUCGCGCGACGGCGACCGGGGCUUGGAGGCAAGCCAAGAGGAGGCAACCCGCCAGCCCCGACUCAAGCGCACGACCCGGUGGUGGCGGAAACUACUGGAGCAGUGGAGACAAGGACAUGGAGACGAUCCAGGACCUGACGACAAGGGAGCGCUUCGCCGAAGGCUCGAAGCCAAUGCCGGGGUUGCUAACCCUUCCGCUGUGCCUAUGGCCCCGGUGCCAGAGCGCUCUUUUUCGGCAUCUUCUGAUGCUGACGCCUGGAGGCUAAGGCGGCGCUUUGGCUGA